GUCUGACGUGAAAAGUUCGAAGGUUACGGACAAAUCAUGGCGAUUGUUGUCAACGAUAUAGCGAGCUAACUUUUUCUUUGAACGUGUGAAAUGUAAGACUGUUGGGUCUUGAUAUAUUCGUAGGUUACUGUUGAAAAUAUACAGUUUACAGAAAAUAUACAUUUGUGCCGAUAUCCGACACAUAGCUAAAAAUUACAGACUAGCUAACAAACUUAACGUUACUCAACCGAGAAAGCUAGCUAACGUUUCCAAUCAGGAGGCCGAGGACCACUACCUCUGGACAGAACAUGGUCGACGCCGGUGAAAUCGAGCUUAAAAAGCUCGAAUAUCUUUCUCUUGUUUCCAAAGUAUGCACGGAACUGGACAACCAUUUGGGAAUCAACGACAAGGACCUAGCUGAAUUUGUGAUCAAUCUUGCCGAAAAGCACACAAGUUUCGAUGGAUUCAAGGCGGUGUUGUUGAAAAGUGGAGCCGAAUUCACGGACUCGCUCAUUAGUAAUUUGCUGAGGCUAAUUCAAACGAUGAGAUGUUCUACAAAAUCGUCUUCAAGCAGAGCCUCAGAGCCGGCUGUCAAACCGAAGAGCGAGAAGGACAAACUGAAGGAGCUGUUUCCCGCCUUGUGCCGGCCGGACAACCCUGUGGUGCGGACCGUUCUGGACGAGGACGAUGUGAAGGUGGCGGCGGACGCCAUGAAGGAGCUGGAGAUGCUCCUGCCCAGCGCCGGCAGCCCCGACACCAAGAGGAGCCGGCGCCGGUCUGGGGAGGGCAGCAGGAAGAGGAGGAGUCGCAGUCGCAGCAGAGACAGGAACCGCGAUCGGGACAGAGACAGAGACCGGAAGCGGCGCCAUCGCUCACGCUCCAGAUCACGGUCGAGGGACCGGGGGAAGGAGCGCUCGCGGUCGAGGGACCGGGGGAAGGAGCGCUCGCGGUCGAGGGACCGGGGGAAGGAGCGCUCGCGGUCGAGGGACCGGGGGAAGGAGCGCUCGCGGUCGAGGGACCGGGGGAAGGAGCGCUCGCGGUCGAGGGACCGGGGGAAGGAGCGCGUGUCCCGCUGGAGGUCUCGCACCCCCAGCCCGCGGCGGGAGAAGGAGAAGGGCGCCGGGGGCGACCGAUGGAAGGACAAACACGUGGACCGCCCCCCUCCUGAGGAGCCGGCCGUGGGGGACAUCUACAACGGCAAGGUCACCAGCCUCAUGCAGUUCGGCUGCUUCGUCCAGCUGGAGGGCCUGAGGAAACGCUGGGAGGGUCUGGUGCACAUCUCUGAGCUCCGCAGAGAGGGGCGUGUAGCCAACGUGGCUGAUGUCGUCAGCAAGGGUCAAAGGGUGAAGGUCAAAGUGCUGUCCUUCACCGGCUCCAAAACCAGCCUCAGCAUGAAGGAUGUGGACCAGGACACGGGCGAGGACCUGAACCCCAACCGCAGGCGCAACGUGGGCCCCGAGGGGGCCGAGGAGAGUGCCAUGAGGAACCCCGACCGGCCCGCCAAUCAGAGCCUGGGCCACGCCCCCGAGGUGGAGGACGACACGCUGGAGCGCAAGCGGCUCACCAAGAUCUCCGACCCCGAGAAGUGGGAGAUCAAACAGAUGAUCGCUGCUAACGUGCUCUCCAAGGAGGAGUUCCCUGACUUCGACGAGGUGACGGGCAUCCUCCCCAAAGUGGACGAUGAGGAAGAUGAGGAUCUGGAGAUCGAGCUGGUGGAGGAGGAGCCCCCCUUCCUGAGGGGCCACACCAAGCAGAGCAUGGACAUGAGCCCCGUGAAGAUCGUCAAGAACCCAGACGGGUCCCUCUCUCAGGCGGCCAUGAUGCAGAGCGCUCUGGCCAAGGAGCGCCGUGAGGUGAAGCAGGCCCAGCGCGAGGCCGAGAUGGACUCCAUCCCCAUGGGCCUCAACAAGCACUGGGUGGACCCGCUGCCCGACGCUGACGGGAGGCAGAUUGCUGCUAACAUGAGGGGCAUUGGUAUGAUGCCCAAUGACAUCCCUGAGUGGAAGAAGCACGCGUUCGGCGGCAACAAGGCGUCUUACGGCAAGAAGACCCAGCUGUCCAUCCUGGAGCAGAGGGAGAGCCUGCCCAUCUACAAGCUGAAGGAGCAGCUGGUGCAGGCGGUCCAUGAUAACCAGAUCCUGAUCGUGAUUGGGGAGACGGGUUCGGGGAAGACCACGCAGAUCACGCAGUACCUGGCGGAGGCGGGCUACACCACGCGCGGGAAGAUCGGCUGCACCCAGCCCCGCCGAGUCGCCGCCAUGUCUGUCGCCAAGAGGGUGUCUGAGGAGUACGGCUGCUGCCUGGGGCAGGAGGUUGGUUACACGAUCCGGUUUGAGGACUGCACCAGCCCGGAGACGGUGAUUAAGUACAUGACGGACGGCAUGUUGCUGAGGGAGUGUCUGAUCGACCCCGACCUGGGCCAGUACGCCAUCAUCAUGCUGGACGAGGCCCACGAGAGGACCAUCCACACUGACGUGCUCUUCGGCCUGCUCAAGAAGACGGUACAGAAGCGCACAGACAUGAAGCUCAUCGUGACGUCGGCCACGCUGGACGCCGUGAAGUUCUCCCAGUACUUCUACGAGGCGCCCAUCUUCACCAUCCCCGGCCGGACCUACCCCGUGGAGGUGCUCUACACCAAGGAGCCCGAGACCGACUACCUGGACGCCAGCCUCAUUACCGUCAUGCAGAUCCACCUGACCGAGCCGCCAGGAGACAUCCUGGUGUUCCUGACGGGGCAGGAGGAGAUCGACACGGCGUGUGAGAUCCUAUACGAGAGGAUGAAGUCUCUGGGCCCCGACGUCCCUGAGCUCAUCAUCCUGCCCGUGUACUCCGCCCUGCCCAGCGAGAUGCAGACCCGCAUCUUCGACCCUGCUCCCCCCGGGAGCCGAAAGGUUGUGAUUGCCACCAACAUCGCCGAGACGUCUUUGACCAUCGACGGGAUCUACUAUGUGGUGGACCCUGGCUUUGUGAAGCAGAAGGUGUACAACUCCAAGACCGGAAUCGACCAGCUCGUGGUCACACCUAUUUCACAGGCCCAGGCAAAGCAGAGGGCAGGCCGGGCCGGCAGGACAGGACCGGGGAAGACCUACCGCCUGUACACGGAGCGAGCCUACCGAGACGAGAUGCUCACCACCAACGUGCCCGAGAUCCAGAGGACCAACCUGGCCAGCACCGUGCUGUCCCUCAAGGCGAUGGGCAUUAAUGACUUGUUGUCGUUUGACUUCAUGGACGCCCCGCCGAUGGAGACUCUGAUCACGGCGAUGGAGCAGCUGUACACGCUGGGAGCGCUGGACGACGAGGGCCUCCUGACCCGCCUGGGCCGCCGGAUGGCGGAGUUUCCUCUGGAGCCCAUGCUGUGUAAGAUGCUGAUCAUGUCCGUGCACCUGGGCUGCAGUGAGGAGAUGCUGACCAUCGUGUCCAUGCUGUCUGUGCAGAACGUCUUCUACAGGCCCAAGGACAAGCAGGCUCUGGCGGACCAGAAGAAGGCCAAGUUCCACCAGCCAGAGGGAGACCACCUGACCCUGCUGGCUGUGUACAACUCCUGGAAGAACAACAAGUUCUCCAACCCCUGGUGCUACGAGAACUUCAUCCAGGCGCGGUCUCUGCGGCGAGCGCAGGACAUCCGCAAGCAGAUGCUGGGCAUCAUGGACCGGCACAAGCUGGACGUGGUGUCGUGUGGGAAAGCCACGGUUCGAGUGCAGAAGGCCAUCUGCAGUGGUUUCUUCCGCAAUGCUGCCAAAAAGGACCCGCAGGAGGGCUACCGUACCCUCAUCGACCAGCAGGUGGUGUACAUCCACCCCUCCAGCGCCCUGUUCAACCGGCAACCAGAGUGGGUGGUGUAUCACGAGCUGGUCCUCACCACUAAGGAGUACAUGCGUGAGGUGACGACCAUCGACCCGCGCUGGCUGGUGGAGUUUGCUCCGGCCUUCUUCAAGGUGUCCGACCCCACGCGUCUCAGCAAGCAGAAGAAGCAGCAGCGCCUGGAGCCGCUGUAUAACCGCUACGAGGAGCCCAACGCCUGGAGGAUCUCCCGCGCCUUCCGGCGCCGCUAGCCUGCCCUGCGCCCCGGGGGGCCCCUGGUCUCCCUCCCUGUGCUUUUAUUUUCUAUUUAACUCUUGUUGCACAGAUUUGUUUUAUUCUGCAGGCCGUAUGCCCCUCUGUAGAUUACAGAUCAGAGUCAUGGGUCUGUGGGUCAGUCUGUGUUGCAUUAUGGGUGGCAGUUGGGCUGAGGCUCACAGUGGUAACUAUGGAAACGGUGUAUAGUGUUGUUGUGCAGUUCAGCUGUGGCUGCGUCACUUUACGGCUUCCUCCAUUUUGUUUCUUGGUCUUAAUUUGGCGCUUAUUUGUACUGUGGGCCUUGUGCCGAUGGGGCAGGCUGUUAAACUGGAAUCCAUGCUGGCUCCUCGAGAUGAGUCUCCCGCCCAAUCAACCUUCAGUGGUAGUUUGGGCUGUGCUGUUGAAAGGAAAAGGCUGAUUUGCGGUGGGAGAGAGAGAUGGACGGAGCUGAAACCCAAAGCCAGGGCUGGAUCCACAGGCGCCAUUUUGUGAUACGGCUGACCCCAAACUUGCAAGCUGCAAAUAUAUUUCACAAUGAAAAGUUUUUAUUUACUUUUUCCCCAGGUAGAAAUGCAUAAUUCCUACUUUAGUAUUGAAUAUUUUGUUGUUAUUUUGGCGAGGGAAGUGGUUUCCUUCUCCCCCACACAGUCUGGUGAUUCUGUUCUCUGAAUACUAACAGAAUGGCAGUGGUAUGGCGCCCCCUGUUGGUGCGGUGGACCUGCAUGAGAAAACAACAGAUGUGUGUGUGAGCUGCAGGCGGGGGGGCUGUUUGGGUUGUGUGCGGAGGGGGGGGCGGGGGGGCUGUUUUGGGACUGCCCCAGGGCCCCUCACAGCUUGGCUGGACCUGCAGCGGAUGUUGAAGAGUUCCAGAAGCUUCCAGAACCGCUCUUUAAACAAACAGAACCACCGCUCUGACUCACCGCUGGCCCCAACACUCUGGACUGGGACAGAAACCUCUUUUAUACUCUGUAUUUUUUAUAAACUCUGUAUCUGCAGGGUUCUGCGCUGUACGUACGCCCACCUGCGCCUCGGCCUCACCUGGGGCCGCUCCGCUCUCCUGUUGGAGCCUUUUCUCUUCAUUAAAUGUGUUUGUUAACCGUG
Molecule: messenger RNA, 5136 nt
Organism: Conger conger (European conger)
Lineage: Eukaryota; Metazoa; Chordata; Actinopteri; Anguilliformes; Congridae
Gene: dhx8
Product: DEAH (Asp-Glu-Ala-His) box polypeptide 8
Exons: 23
Coding region: 288-4031 (1247 amino acids)
Biological process (GO): spliceosomal complex disassembly; mRNA splicing, via spliceosome
Cellular component (GO): catalytic step 2 spliceosome; intracellular anatomical structure
Molecular function (GO): RNA helicase activity; ATP binding; RNA binding
Source: RefSeq, a predicted model, not a curated record